Molecule: messenger RNA, 1140 nt
Organism: Saccoglossus kowalevskii
Lineage: Eukaryota; Metazoa; Hemichordata; Enteropneusta; Harrimaniidae
Product: phe13-bombesin receptor-like
Biological process (GO): G protein-coupled receptor signaling pathway
Cellular component (GO): plasma membrane
Molecular function (GO): G protein-coupled receptor activity
Source: RefSeq, a predicted model, not a curated record
AUGGCGGAACUGGAUCCCGAUAUGUACCCGAACAUGGACGAUAUAUGGCAUAUUGAUAAAGCUGAUAAAGAUGACGUUGCUCCGAGUGCAAAGACAGUCUCGAUUGUGUUGCUAUAUCUAGUCGUGCUCUUACUAGGCGUUGCAGGCAAUGCAUUGGUAGCAUCGGUUGUCGUAUUGAACGAGCACAUGCGAAGUGUAACCAACAUGUUCAUUGCUCAAAUUGCUCUUGGUGACAUUAUAAUGCUGCUCCUGGCCAUGCCGUUUGACAUCAUCAGUAAAUACGUGUAUGAAGAUUGGAGUUUUGGCUCUUCAUUUUGCCGGAGUAUGUCUUUCUUUAAGGACUAUUCGUUAGCCGUUACAAUAUUCACUCUGACAGCCAUGAGUAUUGAUAGACUUCUCACCCUCUCCCGUGCAAUGAGGCCAUACAGCAUUCGCACCAUGAAGAAGUUCUUCACAGUAGCUGUCAUCAUUCAAUUGCUCUCAUUGUCUGCAGCUAUUCCAUCGACUAUCUUGAGUGACGUGUGGCGCGAACUCGCUUAUGGACAUUCAAAUGUCAACGCCGUGAAUGCGUCAUCCACACGUGUUUGUAAAGUGAGUGCGAGAUCUUCGAAAUUGCUAAUAGUUUCUGUUUAUCGUCUACUCUUCUUAUACUUUCUGCCUCUUGGAAUUAUCGCCGUCUCGUUCACGAAGAUUAAAUCUUUUCUCAGAUCGACGGAGGCCAAAAUGUUGCUGUCUUCAAAUCAAAAGAUCAUGGUAGCCUGCAAACGGGCGCUAAAAUUACUGCUCACUUUAGUCGGGUUGUAUGCUGCUUUGCUACUACCAACCGUUGUUGAUACCAUAGUCCUGUUCUUAGGUAGCGAUGGGUCAUCAUAUUAUAAUAGUAAAUGGUAUUCACUGUAUGGAUUUCUCAUGGAUACUGCAUUGUAUGGUAUCUGUGUAUAUAAGCCUGUCGUUUACGCCAUCAUGAGUGCAAAUUUUCGACGUGGGUUCCGUGAGCUGACGUGUUGUGUGAAGGGAGGAUCAGAAAAAAGUAUCUUCGACAGCCUCGAUGACACCUCGACACUGGAUACCGAUGAAGUAUGGUUCAACAGUGAUGGCAGCAAAAGUAGCGUACAACACGAUGUGGGUGACAAAGUGUAA